AUGGCGGACACCUCACAGGCGGCAACUUCGCUCCUGACGGAGCAUUUGCAGUAUACGCCUCUAUCACUGAUCGACGACAUUAUCAAUUCAGUCAACAAUUUUGUGUACCAGGGCGUUGGAAGUCUGGAGACCGGACUCCUGUCUACACCUCCGGAGAAACUAGGAUUCAAGGCAGUCGGAGGCGGCGACGGCGACGGGCCGGAGUUUCCAGAUGCAAAGCAAGAGAUUGAGGAGGGUCUACACAAACUCGAGACGCUAUUGAACUCAACAGUGGACAAGAACUUUGACAAAUUGGAAAUCUACGUGCUGAGGAAUGUCCUAUCUGUCCCCGCAGAUCUGGUCAACUGGGUGCGGUUGAGCCACUACGAGAACAUCUCAUAUCCACCCUCUGAGAACGCACCGACGGCAGAAAGCGUACAACUACUUCGCCGCAAACUAGCCGCAUCACGAGCUGUGUCCAGGGCUCUGUUGGAGGAACAAACCUGCAACGAGACACUACUUCGGCAACUUCGAGCGAUUGUCGGUCAAGGUGAUCAUGGCACAGGAAACAGCACCAGCGGGGACCUUUCAUUCCUCGCCAAUUCCACAUCAAUGCACGCCCUGGAAGGUACACCCAACUCAGACCAGCAGUCGUUGACCAUCAACACCAACUUUGCCGUCUCCCAGCUCCCUGCGCUUCGAGCCCUACUAGCGGACCUUCGGCCGAAGUUGGCAGUAUUGAAGAACUCCAACACGGGACUGGCUAUUGAAAGUGCCAAGGACGAACUCCGUGAAGAGCGACGUGGUUACAUCGAGCAACAGACACAAUCACUUCUCAAGCGCAAUGGGGAGAGUAUGGCCGAGCAUGCUGCCGUCGUGCCUGGGAGAAGAGUGGAUGCUGAGGAAGUCCAAGCCAUGGAGAAACUCGCCUCUCUGUUCGAUCCAGUAUGA
This is a messenger RNA of Capronia epimyces CBS 606.96, 930 nucleotides long. RefSeq lists its product as uncharacterized. The transcript is spliced from 3 exons. The record is from RefSeq and is a predicted model, not a curated record. Gene Ontology annotation, cellular component: chromosome, centromeric region; nucleus. Lineage: Eukaryota; Fungi; Ascomycota; Eurotiomycetes; Chaetothyriales; Herpotrichiellaceae. Gene Ontology annotation, biological process: protein localization to kinetochore; mitotic sister chromatid segregation; kinetochore assembly. Bases 1 to 930 code for a protein of 309 amino acids.